Molecule: messenger RNA, 2076 nt
Organism: Mucor velutinosus
Lineage: Eukaryota; Fungi; Mucoromycota; Mucoromycetes; Mucorales; Mucoraceae
Exons: 4
Coding region: 1-2076 (691 amino acids)
Biological process (GO): carbohydrate metabolic process; chitin catabolic process
Cellular component (GO): extracellular region
Molecular function (GO): chitin binding; chitinase activity
Source: RefSeq, a predicted model, not a curated record
AUGUUUGGACAUUAUAAAUUCGUCAAUCUUGCAACGGCAGCUACCACAAUCGCAGCAUUACUGGCAGUGUCGUCGGUGCAUGCAGGCAGUUUCCUUGACAAGCCAAGUAUUGUCACUUAUUGGGGCCAGAACUCCAAAGGCUCAUCAGACAGUCAGAAAAGCCUUGCUUCUUAUUGCGACGGCAAUUCCGAUGUGCUGAUCAUGUCAUUCGUACUCAAUUUUAGUGAUGGAAGCCUUCCUACGCUUAAUCUAGCGAAUAGCUGCAAUGGGCCAGCAUUCUCAGGUACAAAGCUAUUGCAAUGCACAAGUGUAGCAGCAGAUAUCAAAACUUGUCAAGAUAAAGGAAAGACCAUACUGAUGUCACUUGGCGGUGCAAGUGGUGUAUACGGUUUUGCGAAUGAUGCCGAUGCAGAAGCCUUUGCUGACACUUUAUGGAAUAUCUUUGGUGCUGGAGAAAGCGACACUCGGCCAUUUGGCGAUGCUGUUAUCGAUGGCUUUGAUCUCGACAUUGAAGGUGGUGGCUCCACUGGUUAUGUUGCAAUGAUCAAACGACUUCGAAAGCAUUUUGCUACCGACCCGUCCAAGGAUUACUACAUUACAGGAGCUCCUCAGUGUCCAUAUCCUGAUGCCAUGCUCGGCACCGUCCUUGAUGCUGUUGAAUUUGAUGCUGUCAAUGUGCAAUUUUACAAUAACUAUUGCUCCGCAACUAGCAGUAGCUUCAACUUUAAUACUUGGAAUGCAUGGGCAAAGUCGUCUCCCAACUCGGAUGUCAAGGUUUUUUUGGGUAUCCCUGGCUCAAGUGCUGCUGCUGGUAGUGGUUAUGUUGUUUUCGACUCUCUUGAACCUAUUGUCAAAAGAUUACAAUCAACUUAUUCCAACUUUGGUGGUGUCACUCUCUGGGACGCUUCUGCUUCUUAUGGUAAUACAGAUGUAUCGCCCAAUUAUCAAACACUGGUAGCUGACCUUGUCCAUGGUUUGCCUAGUGAUGGCAGCCAAGACGGUGAAGCUACUACUACAACUAAAAGCCAUCACAAAACAACAUCCAGAACUAAGCAUCGCAAAACAGAAUCUAAAUCUAAGCACCAACAUACAACAGCUACAACUGCCCGUGAGAGUUCAGUAUCUACUAGACAUAGUACUUCAAACACUGGUAGUGCUACCAAGACCAAACCAUCCAAAUCAGCAUCUACAAGCUCCACACCGGCCAAAACAGUUAGCAAAACGAAAUCAUCUAAAUCAACAUCAAGUCGUUCUACAUCUGCACAUGGAAAGACUACCAAGGCCAAGACAACCAGGGUCAAGACUACCAAGACAAAAACCACUAUGAACAAAACUCCCAAGAGUACAAUUACCCAGAGUACAACUAGCAAGACCAUAAGCAAAAAGCAUACCUCUACCAAGAGCAAAUCUACAACAAUCAAGCCUAAACCAACCAAGACUCUCACCUCUACAUCCGAAUCUAGUACUGGCUCACCCGUAUCCUGUGUAUCACAUGCAUCUAAAUGUUCUACUGAGGGUCAAAUGGUCUGUUAUGGCGACUCGUUUGCCACUUGCAAUCACGGUAAAUGGGAGGUUCGUAAAUGCCCCUCCAGUCUGACUUGCUUCUCAACAACGGAUGGCAAAUCAAUCUAUUGUGGCCAAGGCACCAGCGGUACUACUUGUCCUGCUCUCAAGAAUAAAUUAUUUGAAGGAGCAACAUUACUUGCAACAAGUAUAAAGCAAAAAAUCUCCUUUGUUGGUCCCACUGCCAAGCCUUACAAAAAUGGUAGAGUGAUUGCACAAUUCUCUGUUACUAAAUUGAGUGCUUCUGGCUCUUUUGAAUCUAUGAUCAAUGCUCGCCGACUCGACCAGACAACAUUUGGAAAUACUAUCACUGUUUCAUUCAAGGUUGCCAAUGGCAUCAAGAUCACAGGUGUUACAGAUGGUACAGUCAGUCAAACAGAUAACCAAGUCAAGAUUCAGUACAAGAAUCAUAGCAGAAAAACCAUGGUUGCCAUUGUUGGUAUCGAGGGCAAGGUUUCUACAGGCAAUAUCCUGAUUGCACCCAACGUCAACUCGAUGAGAUUCUCCUCUUGA